AUGCCCGGUGUACCAACCGGCCGGGCCUGCGAUGCUUGUCGCAAGCAGAAGAAAAAGUGCGACGAACAACAACCUACCUGUUCGCGCUGCGCCCGCCUCAAAGUAAAAUGCAUAGGCUCAGGCAAGCAACGCUUCAAAUUCCAAGAAGAAAAGCGCUUUUCUCCACCCAGACCACCACAAGCGAAUGUCAAAUCUGAAUCAAUAUCUUUCAAUAGCGUCAUCACAAAACCAAUCCAGCACAUCUACAUGCACGUCCCGCUAGGAUCGCUCUUACCGAGCCCUUCCAACGAACUUACAAACCUAACAGCAACAUUCAUCCGAACAAUCAAACGCUCCACAGAUCUCCGCUACAAUAUGUGGUGGAGCUUCGGCACAUUCCUAGAUGACGUUCCGCGCCGUCUAGGUUCUAACGAGGCGCUAGACCGCGCCGUUGACGCCGUGUCUACCGCCCAUGGAGACUUCUGUACCCGCCGCGAAGCGUCAACGGACGCACUAGCUAAAUACUCUCAAGCUCUGCACACGCUUCGCGUCUAUCUGGAUGAUCAGUUCCAUGCGCAGUCCUCUAACACGCUUUGUGCGGUUAUGAUUCUACUUAUUUGUCAGGUUUUUCUGGGUCCAUCGACUCAGUGCUGGUCUGGACAUGCGGAGGGAGCAGCAGCGAUCCUUAAGGCGAGGAAGAGUCUUGGACCUAGGGAUGAUUUUGAGAAGAAAUUGUUUCUUUCGAUGCGUGGGACGGUGUUAUUUGAAGGCGUAUUCAACGAUCGAAUCAACCUGACGCCUGAAGAAUGGACUGAUCUUGUGAAAAGCGAUCUCGACUCGAAUACGCCCGAAGGCCAGAUGAUGAUAUGUUUAUCCCAAGCACCCGAUCUAAUGCGCCGCGGCAGAGAAGCACUGCAGACUGGAUCCGAUACCACAUCCGUAAGCGAUGAAAUAUGGGCCAUCUAUCAAAACUGCAAGACAGAACUAAGGUCACUCCAACUACGAGCGAGUGAGAACAUUAUUACCGAACUCGACAUUUCUCAGAUCCCGGCUGGUAAGCAGGCUUUAGUCCGCACAUUCAUGUAUGCGCACUACGAACGCACGUACGGGAUCGGGUUGACGAUCUCGCUAUUCUUCAACUGUCUUCUUAGUGGACUAGGGGCUCAUGAUGGCGCGAGUCUUUUUGACGCGCAUUUUCUUGCGGAAGAGGUUCUUGCGCUUGCGGAUCGUUCGGCUAUCUGGAGGCCUAUUGGGACGGGGUAUCUUAUUAUAGGCUUCAGUGCUGCUUGGGCCGCUGCGACGGAUCCGCUAAUAAGGGCGAGGCUCUUGGUUGCUAUAAACGAAUAUGGUUCGGAUAUGAGGAUGCGGGAUUCGAACUUUCUGAUCAACGAAGUGCAGUGGACGGCGGAGCGUUUACGUCUUGGAACACCGUUGGAGAAGGAAAAGUAUCUCCACGGGGUGCGGGAAUAUAUACAGACAUGA
This is a messenger RNA of Penicillium atrosanguineum, 1461 nucleotides long. RefSeq names its product Zn(II)2Cys6 transcription factor domain-containing protein. Gene Ontology annotation, biological process: regulation of DNA-templated transcription. NCBI's taxonomy places the organism in Eukaryota, Fungi, Ascomycota, Eurotiomycetes, Eurotiales, Aspergillaceae. The coding region runs from base 1 to 1461 and encodes 486 amino acids. The record is from RefSeq and is a predicted model, not a curated record. The transcript has 3 exons. Gene Ontology annotation, molecular function: zinc ion binding; DNA-binding transcription factor activity, RNA polymerase II-specific.